ACUUAAGGUCCUGCUGCGUGAGCCAUUGACGUGUUUGGAGCCGGAGACGACCUGGGCGCUGGCGAAGCAGCGGCCCGAGGAUAAAUGUGAAAAGGCUGUGAAUUACCUGUCUUCGUAAGGGUCAAGACUGCAAAAGAACUGUGUUCCGAAAAGAAAGAAGCUUCUGGAUAUAAUUGAACAGCAUUUUGAAUUUUGUUAUUUUUGAAGAUGUUUCUGUUGGUCGGAUAUUUUCAACAAUACAUGUGAUUACUAAAGUUAAAGAACCUCCCAAAUAACCAAACAUCUUUUUUCCUUGAGACAGGGUCUCAUGUGUAACCCAGUCUGGCCUCAAACCCAGUACUCGACGUCCUCCUGCAUCAAUCUCCCAAAAGAGUUGGGAUUACAGGCCUGCCACACCUUGACUGGCUUUGACAAAACCCUUUUCUAUUCUUUUUUUUUUUAAGCAAAGAUUGGUCUCCUGAUCUUUCCCAUAGUAGAAGAAAUUGGACCAGGUGACUCUUGAUAAGAAGACAUAGGAUGCCUGUGGUGACACAACGACUAAGAGAUCCUGACAUAAACCCUUGCUUGUUGGAAUCUGAUGCUUCUACCAGAUGCAUGGAUGAAAAUAACUAUGACAGGGAAAGGUGUUCCAGUUACUUCUUGAGGUACAAAAAUUGCCGGAGAUUCUGGAAUUCUAUCAUGAUCCAAAGAAGACAGAAUGGAGUGAACCCACCUAUGCCUACAGCAGCAGAAAGAGAUGAAAUUUUGGGAGGAAUGGGAAAGAUGCCUUAUUAAAUGUUUGCAUUAAAAUUGUUUAUGUAACU
Molecule: messenger RNA, 803 nt
Organism: Castor canadensis (American beaver)
Lineage: Eukaryota; Metazoa; Chordata; Mammalia; Rodentia; Castoridae
Gene: Chchd7
Product: coiled-coil-helix-coiled-coil-helix domain containing 7
Biological process (GO): mitochondrial respiratory chain complex assembly
Cellular component (GO): mitochondrion
Source: RefSeq, a predicted model, not a curated record